Molecule: messenger RNA, 1669 nt
Organism: Trematosphaeria pertusa
Lineage: Eukaryota; Fungi; Ascomycota; Dothideomycetes; Pleosporales; Trematosphaeriaceae
Exons: 3
Coding region: 173-1426 (417 amino acids)
Source: RefSeq, a predicted model, not a curated record
AUCGUAUCUUUCAUUUGUACAUAGUGCUUGUGGUUGUGUGCCGCAGGUGACCGCCGAUGGUCAAACGUCAUAUAACACUCCAUCGUGCUCGCCGGAAAGAUCUGCAGCGCUGUUUAACGGCAUCAGUCCAAUACCUCAUUGAACGGAUAGCGCUGGACAACUCUUGACGGAAAUGGCGCCUUCUCAGCGAAGUGUGUUGGCCUUGCUUGGCCUUGUUGCCAGCAUUCACGCGAUUCCAGCUCCUUUGCCAAACCCGGAAGUACCGGCACCUCGACAGAUCACGCUUAGCCCGCCCAGGUACUCUAUCAGCUGGGAUGGCCCGCUUCCUCCCGCACCUACGGAAACUCCUAAGAAGUCCACUCCAGUACCUCAGCCCCCGAAGCCAAGUGAUCAAAUCAGUCUCGGCCCGCCAUCGUACUCUAUUAGCUGGGACCCUCCGCUUGAAACACCUACGGAGACUCCGGAGCCUGAACCCACGCCCGACCCAGAAGAUCCACCAAUGCCACCGAAACCAAGCGAUCAGAUCAGUUUGAAUCCCCCUUCGUUUACCAUCAGCUGGGAUCCUCCGCUCCCGACAGAGACUCCCGAGGACCCUGAGCCGGAACCCACUCCGGAACCAGAAGACCCACCGACGCCACAACCUAGUGACCAAAUUAGCCUCGGUAAGCCGUCGUACUCUAUGACCUGGGAUGCUCCUGUCCCGAGAUCUACGGAUGAUGGAGAAGACCCAGCCCCUCAGCCCGGCCAACCAAGCGAUCAAAUCAGCCUCGGUCCGCCUUCAUAUUCCAUUUCUUGGGAUGGAGCCGCUCCCACCCCCAAGCCUACCAAGAAGCCCUUCCCUUGGUGGCCGCAGCCAAAGCCAAAGUCGUCCUCAACUAGGCGUGUAAGGGCCAGUGUUACAUGGAACAAGCGGCAAGAAGAUGAGCCCGAACCAACUGAUCUUCCCGAAGAUCCAGUGUUUCCCGAGGACCCUGAGUUCCCGGAAGAUCCUGAGUUCCCAGAGGACCCAGAGACCCCCGGCGGCCCGAUUAUCAUUCCACCCUUCCCAAUGCCCACUAUGCCUAACAGCAUCGGUAUUCAGCCACCUAAGGUGUCCUUUGGCUGGGGAAGGCGUGAAGCCGUCCCACCGCCAACCUAUGGACUCGGAAAGCCUACCGCGUCUCUCAAGUGGCCGAAGCCCCCGAAGCACACAUCCGCAUGGAUCUCCUGGGGUAAGCGCCAGGACGAAGAGGAGCCUACAGACUUCGAUCCCGGUUUCCCCGAACCCACGGAUGAGAUCAGCAUGAACCCACCACAGGCUACCAUUUCGUGGGGAAAACGACAAGACGAAGAAGAGCCCACAGAUUUUGACCCCGGAUUUCCUGAACCCACGGAUGAGAUCAGCAUGAACCCACCGCAGGCUUCCAUCUCCUGGGCUACAUACUAGAUACAUUCGCUGGACCGAAAUUCGCUUUUCCUUGCAAGAAUCAAAACGCCCGUAUGCUCCACUCGCUCACUUGGUUGUCAUCCAAGCAUGUGACAUUCUCAACCAUUGGGAAAAGAAGUCCACCGGAUUAACCUCGCUGGACACUCAAAGUUGCAAUAAAGUUCUCACUCCCUCGUAUCAUCACCCUAAAAAUAGCAUUCUCGAAAAUUCUUUAACCGGGAACAAAACCCGCAUCGCAUAUGU